Molecule: messenger RNA, 2795 nt
Organism: Mesocricetus auratus (golden hamster)
Lineage: Eukaryota; Metazoa; Chordata; Mammalia; Rodentia; Cricetidae
Gene: Mybl2
Product: MYB proto-oncogene like 2
Exons: 14
Coding region: 232-2397 (721 amino acids)
Biological process (GO): regulation of DNA-templated transcription
Cellular component (GO): nucleus
Molecular function (GO): RNA polymerase II cis-regulatory region sequence-specific DNA binding; DNA-binding transcription factor activity, RNA polymerase II-specific
Source: RefSeq, a predicted model, not a curated record
GGUCCGGGCGGCGCCGACGCACUUGGCGGGAGAUAGGAAAGUGGUUCUGUGCACUCCCGAGGCAGCUGCAGUUCCUGAGAGCGCGCGACAAGACCUACAGACACGCAGACGCCUCAGAGCGCCGCCUGGGGCCGGGAGCGGCCGGAGCAGCCGGAGUCCUGACCCCGGCCCGGCUCCCGCUCCGGGCUCGGCCGGCGGGCGUGAGGGCGCGGCGCGGCCCGGGCCGGGGGGAUGUCUCGGCGGACGCGCUGUGAGGAGCUGGAGGAGUUGCACUACCAGGACACAGACUCGGACCUUCUGGAGCCCAGAGACAGCAAGUGCAAGGUCAAAUGGACCCAUGAGGAGGAUGAGCAGCUGAAGGCCCUGGUGAGGCAGUUUGGACAGCAAGACUGGAAGUUCCUGGCCAGCCACUUUCCUAACCGCACAGACCAACAAUGCCAGUAUCGGUGGCUGAGGGUUUUGAAUCCAGAUCUUGUUAAGGGACCAUGGACCAAAGAGGAAGAUCAGAAGGUCAUUGAGCUGGUCAAGAAGUAUGGCACGAAACAGUGGACACUGAUUGCCAAGCACCUGAAGGGCCGGCUGGGGAAGCAGUGCCGUGAGCGCUGGCACAAUCACCUCAACCCUGAGGUGAAAAAGUCCUGCUGGACCGAGGAGGAAGAUCGCAUAAUCUGUGAGGCCCAUAAAGUGCUGGGCAACCGCUGGGCUGAGAUUGCCAAAAUGCUGCCAGGGAGGACCGACAAUGCUGUUAAGAAUCACUGGAACUCCACCAUCAAGAGGAAAGUAGACACCGGAGGCUUCCCAAGCGAGUCCAGAGACUGCAAGCCUGUCUACCUGCUUUUGGAACUUGAGGACAAGGACCGCCACCAGAGUGCCCAGCCCCUGGAAGGCCAGGGAAGUCUUAUGACCGGCUGGCCCCUGGCGCCCUCUACUGUGAAGGAGGAGGAGAGCAGUGAGGAGGAGGCUGCAGCAGCGGCUACUUCUGCUGCUAAAGAGCUUGAACAUGAGCCUGUCCCUACGGAUCUGGGAGAAGUGCACACCCCACAGUCCCUGGAAUCCCUCAAGCGUGAAUAUCAGGAGGACUCCUCGCCAGAAACCAGCUUGCCCUACAAAUGGGUGGUAGAGGCAGCAAACCUCCUCAUCCCUGCUGUGGGGUCCAGUCUCUCUGAAGCCCUGGACUUGAUUGAGUCGGACCCUGAUGCUUGGUGUGACCUGAGUAAAUUUGAUCUUCCUGAAGAACCGUCUGCUGAGGGCAGUGUCAACAGCAGCCCCGUGCAGCCCCAGACAUCACAGCAGCAGCAACAGGCAGUGUCAUCCCGCCAGAGCACCACACCAGGGCCCAGCAUGACUGAGUAUCGACUCGAUGGCCACACUAUUUCAGACCUGAGCCGGAGCAGCCGGGGGGAGCUGAUCCCCAUUUCCCCCAGCACUGAGGUUGGGGGCUCAGGCAUUGGCACGCCACCUUCAGUGCUCAAGCGACAGAAGAAGCGGCGUGUGGCCCUAUCGCCUGUCACAGAAAACAGUGCCAGCCUGUCUUUCCUGGACUCCUGUAACAGUCUUACCCCGAAGAGCACACCUGUCAAAGCCCUUCCCUUCUCUCCUUCCCAGUUUCUGAACUUCUGGAACAAACAGGAUACCCUGGAGCUGGAGAGCCCCUCGCUGACAUCCACUCCAGUGUGCAGCCAGAAGGUGGUGGUCACCACACCCUUGCACAGGGAUAAGACACCCCUCCACCAGAAGUAUCCAUCGUUUGUAACCCCAGAUCAGAAGUACUCCAUGGACAACACUCCCCACACGCCAACCCCAUUCAAGAAUGCCCUGGAGAAGUACGGACCACUGAAGCCUCUGCCCCAGACUCCACACCUGGAAGAGGACUUGAAGGAAGUGCUACGUUCUGAGGCUGGCAUUGAGCUCAUUGUUGAGGAUGAUGUGAGGCCUGAGAAGCAGAAGCGAAAGCCUGGGUUGCGGCGAAGCCCUAUCAAGAAAGUCCGAAAGUCUCUGGCUCUUGACAUUGUGGAUGAAGAUGGGAAGCUGAUGUCCACACUGCCCAAAACACUGUCCUUGCCAACAAGUGUCCCAUCCAGCUCCUCUAGCUUGACCCUGCCAGGUAUCAAAGAGGAUAACAGCCUGCUCAACCAGGGGUUCCUGCAGGCCACCCUGCCAGGUACCAAAGAGGAUAACAGCCUGCUCAACCAGGGGUUCCUGCAGGCCAAGCCUGAGAAGGUGGUGGUCACCCACAAGUCUCGGAGCCACAUUCCUGCCCCUGCCCCUAUGACCAGCGCCUGGAAGAUGGUGGCCUGUGGGGGCACCAAAGACCAGCUCUUCAUGCAAGAGAAAGCCCGGCAGCUCCUGGGCCGUUUGAAGCCCAGUCACACAUCUCGGACCCUCAUUCUGUCCUGAAGGGGCUUGGAAGGCACAAGCCUGUUCUCAUGUUUACAGAGGCUAGGGUGGGGGGGGUGAGGUGUGCAUUGAAAUUGCAUUCAGGUGAUCAGCGUCAGGAAGUCGUCUGCUGCCAGCCCCUCAGACUACUCAGGUGGCAGUAGAAGUAGCACACUAUAUCCUGUCCCCGGGUCUAGCUUUGGGAUGUUCCUGGUGCUAACAGAACAAAGUCCCACUCCUGGGCCUGUGUGUCCUGUCCCCAAUGCCUCAAGGAGCCCUGCUAGUUUCUCCCAAGCUCCCUUCUGGCCUGGCCUCAUCUCAGACCCCUGCUUAGGAUAGGGGGCGUGGCUAGGAGUGUUCCUUUUCUCAUCCCCUGUUGGUACAUUCUCUCCACAAUAAAAUGCCAUUCUCCCUAUGCA